CCCCUAGUGUGUAGCAGUGUUUGCUAGUUAGUGUUAGACACAGAAGGAGACAGAAAAGGAAGAGGUGCAAGCAAAUGGGAGCAAACAUGGACGACAUGUGACGACUAACUUGUAAAUUGGUGUCCAUUUGACGAAAGGGCGCUGUGGGAAUUGUUAUUACGGUACUACUGUACUAUGCCCAGCGCCACCGUGUCCGUGCGGAGUUUAUCCGAAGUGGAGAAACACCUCAGCGGCAGCAGGAUGGAUCGGAGUUCUGAUGGCAGUUUUCUGAGCCUUCCUGCCUCCAUGCGUCGAGGAUCCUCUGAGAACAAUCUGGAUCUGGACCUGAGCGAUGGUGCUACUUCCCCUUCUCUGGGCUCAGAGUUCUUCCGGAGCCGCUCCUCUGUAGACAACCUCCAGCAGAAGAUCCUGAAAGUGACAGAACAGCUGAAGAUCGAGCAGACGGCACGGGACGAAAACGUGGCCGAGUACCUGAAGUUGGUGAACAGCGCCGACAAGCUACAGGUGGGCCGCAUCAAGCAGGUCUUUGAGAAGAAGAACCAGAAGUCGGCGCAGAAUAUCGCCCAAAUGCAGAAGAAGCUGGAGCAGUAUCACCGCAAGAUGAAGGACAGCGAGCUGCACCUUUCACCUCACCCGUCCAGCGGCAAGCACAGCACCAUACCCAGGGAGUCCCGCAGGGAGCUGCUGAGGGACAUGACCGGCAGCGGGAGACACCCUACCAUGGACAAGAUCAAGACCAUCGGGCCCGGCGUUUCUCUCUCACCUCCUUUCUUCUUCAGCAAACCCAGAGAGUUUGCCAACCUCAUCAGGAACAAGUUUGGCAGCGCUGACAACAUUGCCCACCUCAAGACCUCCAUGGACGCUUCCACGCCGCUGCCCGCCGAGACAGCGGGAAAGUCCCUGAGUAACAGCACCUCCUUGGCUGGAAAGCCCAAGUACCCCAGUGACGAUGAGUGUUCCUCUGGGAGCGCCUCCAACUCAGCAGACAGUAAUGGGCUCUCGGCGGGGAUGCGGGGUCAGAGCCAGCAGGCGGGGGGCGAGGCCCACAGCAGACUGAUGAUGAGCCUGGAGGAGGUGAGGGAGAUUAAAGAAGCCCAGAACCAACUGGAGGAGGACAUGGAGGAGGUUAAAACCCAGUUCAAGAGGGAGUUUGGAGUCAUCAACCAAGCACUGCAGGAGGAGCGAUACAGGUAUGAGCGUUUAGAGGACCAACUAAAUGACCUGACUGAACUUCACCAACAUGAGAUGGCUGACCUGAAGCAAGAGCUGGCCAGUAUUGAGGAAAGAGUGGCCUACCAGGCCCAGGAGAGAGCCCGUGACAUUCAGGAAGCUUUAGAGUCGUGUCAGACAAGAGUGUCCAAGCUGGAGCUUCAGCAGCAGCAGCAGCAGACGGUGCAGCUGGAGAGCGGUGAUGCCAGAGUCCUGCUGGGGCGGAGCAUCAACAUCAUGCUGGCCAUCAUCACCGUCAUCCUCGUGUGCGUAUCCACCGCCGCUAAAUUCGCCGCCCCGCUAAUGAGGAGCCGCCACCACGUGGUCGCCACCUUCCUGGGGGUCUUCUUCUUAACCGUGUUCUGGAGGAACUGGGAGCGUUUACAGUACGCCAUAGACAGGGUGCUGGUGCCUGCGUGAAAGACGUCGUCAUGGACGCUGUAAAGGGAUUGGUUGUACAAUUGUCUUACAUCCCUCUUCAUCUCUGCUUUAUUAAUUGAACUGAAAAGUUGAUUUUACUUUUCUGUCUUUAUAACAUUUUAUUUAAACUCCCAAUUAUUGCUACGGAAACGAGGAAAGACUGGAUUUAACCAGCUCAAGAAGGUACCCUCGCCCCCCACCCACUGAAGAAAAACUAACAAAGUCUUAAUUUCACAGGCAAAGUUUCAAAUGAAAUAUAACUAUAUCAAUAAUAACAUGACUUUGCCAGCAACUAAGUUUUAGAGCACCUACAUUUUUCCAGUUAUUACAAUUCAAGUUGUUCAAUGAAUAACUUGAAUUGGUGCUAAAUUGGAGUUAAGUGGUGAAAUGCCAGAGGUUAAAAUAAAGGUCAAUUGAAAUACAAUGUAUAUUUCCAAAUGAUACAAAAAGGACUUUUUCAGGGACACAAAAUGGGUCAACAAUUUAAGAAAUGGAGGUUGAUCAAGCCUUGAGUGUUGGUGCUACUAAUACCUACGGUUGUUCCACGUAUCCUGGAGUACUUAUAUUUCCUUCCCUAUUUGCAUAAAAGGAACACACUGUACACUCAAUAGUAAUGUGCUGCAGUAAGUAAGGUGUUGCUACAGAGAUAGCAAGAAAAAGGCAAUAAACAACAGGAAGAUAGAAAAUGUGGGUUUUGGUAGUGUACUUUAAAGGCUUAAAACUGGAAGAAACAGCUCACUUGUGUGUUUAUAUUUGAAGUUGACUAUUUUACAUACAUACAUGACACUUGACGAUGGUACACAUGCACAAUUGAAUGCCACAAAGACGUGUCGGCUAAAACCCAUUUUAAAGACUUGAAAUGAGAAGAAACAACAAGCUUAGUUGUGUACAAUAUUGCACUAUGAAGUUCAUUAUUUUCGAUUCACUCACAGGCCACUUUACUAAGUAACUGCACAAUCAAUUGGCAUCCAAUACAAUGGCGAUAUUAUAAAAUACUGCCUUUAUGAAGAUAGGCUUCUCAUCAUUCCGAUUAUUGAUAUGAAAUAGAUGCAAGAGUGGAUUUGAGUAUCUGAACGACUAAAAUACACAGUCUUUUAUUUCGCCUAAAAUCACAUCCUCCUUGGACUUUAACCUUCAGAGGCCGCCACAUCUGUCCGCAUCUGUCUCACACCAACUGCCCUCAUGUCCUCCUUCACUACAUCCAUAGACCUCCUCUUUGGUCUUCCUCUACUCCUCCUACCUGACAGCACUAAAUACAGCAUCCUUCUACCAAUAAAUUUACUAUCUCUCCUCCGGACAUGUCCGAACCAUCUCAGUCUGGCCUCUCUGACUUUAUCUCCAAGGCCUCUAACAUGUAAUGUCCCUCUGAUGUACUCGUUCCUGAUCCUAUCCAUCCUGGUCACUCCCAUUGAGAACCUCAACAUCCUCAUCUCUGCUACCUCCAGUUUUGCUUCCUGUCUCUUGUCGUUGUCUCUAAAAUCACAACAACAAUUAAGCAAUUAAUGAGAAAUAAAAAAAUAAUAAAUAAAUAAUAAAUAAAAUGAGAAAAAUAACAGGAAGUCACCAACAAGUCUGCCAAACUAACCUCAAGACUUGAAACAGGAAGAAAUGGAGAGCUCAAAUGUGUUUUUAUGUUUGAAUUUCACUGUUUUAUAUACACUCACACGGUACUUCACUAGGUACACCUGCAUAAUCGAAUGCCAUCCAAUACAAGAGCUGGAUUAAAGAUAACAAUCUUAUGUAUUUGCAUUAUUAUUCUAUUAGAUAUUCAUACAAUACUUUAUUUAUUAUGGGGUUGUAAUUUGUAAAGGAACCUUAUCAUCCAGCUAGGCUUGAUUCUUGUGUGAUUGUGCAGGUGUGCCUGAUGAAGCAUUCAACGAGUGUAUUUCCUUUGUCACACUUGCACAUAUUUAAAUGCAAAGCGCUGCACAGAAUAUCACCAUCAUUCUUCAAAAAUGUUUUUUUUUUCACACAAAGAAGGCAAGUUUCUGUUUUUAAAUGGUUCUUCAGAAGUUUAUUUCCUCAUGUUUAGAAGUGCAAUAUAUAUAUAUUUUCCAUGCAUUCUUAAAAGAGUGUGUAUGAGACACGGUGCUGGAGGGAGGAAGUGCCUGGCGUCAGAGAUGUAUCACCAUUUGAAGCUUCUGCUCCUCUCUGAUAAGACCCCAUCCUGUCUAUGAGGGCAAAAAAAAAAGUCAAUACUCUCCAUAAAUGGCAAAGCCGUACUCAACACUGUUUUUUUUUUUAAACAACUGUGUGACUUAGAGGUGAUAGUUUCAACUGUGAUUAUUUUUAUUCUUCUUUGUGUUUAAAAAGAACCAUCUUGUACUCCACUGAAUGAACAUUCCGGAAUCUUAGCGAUUAAACCAUAAUAAUAAUUGAGAUUUUGGACAAGUUGAUGUUUACUUUGAACGUGUCUGUCAUAAUAAGUAUUUUAAUAUCGUACAUGUUGGUUUACUGACUGAAUCUUUAUUUUUUGUCAUGUUUUGCCUUUAGAACCACACUUGAUGACCACAGCAUUUGGUUCACCAGUGCAGUCCAAUGAGAUCCAAUACACAAGCUGUGUAUGAAACACACUGCCUUUAUAAAACAUAAGGUCUUAGAGGUAUUCAUUCAACAGUAUACUGCACUGGUUAUGGAUUGUAAUGAUAUUGAACUACAUGGUAUGAUACUGAGAGCUGUUCCUAAUAUUUUGAUCUACUGAUAAUGUACACAAAAUAUUAGAAAAAGUCACUAAAAUCCACCACUACAACCACAACAACAUGCUGUAUUGUUACAGUAACAAUGAGGUACACCUAAUGAAGUGUCCAGUAAGUGUGAGUACCAGGUUUACAUUUAACCUUUCACCACUGGUGCACUGUGAAACGAUCACAUUCGUAUUUCCACUGACUUUACGUGCCUUUGUCUUGUGAUGUUUAAAUUAAAUAUUUUUAA
Doryrhamphus excisus (bluestripe pipefish) is the source of this 4560-nucleotide messenger RNA. Its product is annotated as transmembrane and coiled-coil domain protein 3-like. Lineage: Eukaryota; Metazoa; Chordata; Actinopteri; Syngnathiformes; Syngnathidae. The record is from RefSeq and is a predicted model, not a curated record. Gene Ontology annotation, cellular component: endomembrane system.